Molecule: messenger RNA, 1443 nt
Organism: Austrofundulus limnaeus
Lineage: Eukaryota; Metazoa; Chordata; Actinopteri; Cyprinodontiformes; Rivulidae
Product: PH and SEC7 domain-containing protein 1
Biological process (GO): protein deubiquitination; regulation of ARF protein signal transduction
Molecular function (GO): cysteine-type deubiquitinase activity; phospholipid binding; protein binding
Source: RefSeq, a predicted model, not a curated record
GAUGAGUACCGUUCAGAACAAGAGCUGUCAGAGGAGGAUGUGAAGAACGCCGUGUCCAUCCAUCAUUCUCUGGCCAUGAGAGCAGCUGAUUACAGCAAGAGGCCCAAUGUUUUCUACCUGCGAACCGCUGACUGGAGGGUCUUCCUCUUCCAGGCACCAAAUCCAGAACAGAUGCAAUCGUGGAUCACACGCAUCAACAUGGUGACGGCCAUGUUUUCUGCUCCUCCGUUCCCAGCUGCAGUUGGGUCGCAGAAACGUUUUAGCCGUCCUCUGCUGCCAGGAUCCAACACCAAACUGUCACAGGAAGAGCAGCUCAAAUCUCAUGAGAACCGGUUUAGGGCAGUUUCCUCUGAACUAGUUGAACUCAUAGCGUCCACACCCGACCGAAAGAUGAAAAGUCGUGAGAUGGAGGAGCAGAAACUCCGGAAGGAGUACCUGGAGUUUGAGAAAACACGUUACGGUACGUACGCCAUGUUGCUGCGAGCCAAGGUGGCGAGCGGAGACGAGGACCUGUCGGCCUUUGAGUCUCGGCUCUUCAAAGACGGAGGUCUGCAGAGGGCACACUCCAGUCCUUCUCUGCCUCAGGACGCUGCCAGCAAAGAGAAGACUCGCGGGACCAAGACGUCCAAGAGCCUAAAGGUCACAUCAUUUUCAUCCUUAAUGUCCAAGAGUGAGAGCGGCGUCAAAGACGCAGUCAGGAAACAAAGUGAUGGUGAGAACAACCAGAGGGCGGAGCUUCAGAAGCAGAGGAGCAAACAGACUGAGUGAAGUUCAAAUGACCACUAACUUACCUGUGAAUGGAUGAGGCACUUUCACCUGAGCUGAGACCUUCAACAUCUGCAGGAAGUAGUCUCAGCUGCUGGCCUUCACAAUAAAAGUUUUAUUUCCUGUCAGGAUUUUUGUUAGUUCAGGGGUGCAUUAUUGUGAAAUGCUGGACUUUAAUGGAAUGCUGGGUCACAAACAAAUAAUGGUUUUCAUUUUCGUUCCCUCAGACUGCUCUGCUGGUCCCCAGGGGAGUGAAGACCUCCUCAUGAGCAUAAAACACACAAAAUAAAAGCCCUGAAGCCACACAGUAACACAAUACCUCCUGUCUGACUUCACUCCAUGUGUUUCUCAUUUAUUUAUUCAUGUUUGUGCUGGAAACUAACAGGAAGUGUGAGGGCUCAUCAGUGACCAACAGGAAACACAUCAGCAUGAGUGACAACAAUCAGAUCAAACUGAUGUAACAAACAACUGUAAAACACCUGGAUGUUUGGUCAACUGGAGUCUAAUGGUGCAGAUCUGGUUCUGAGUCAUCCACCUCAGGGACUGGUUUUCCUCUUAACACCAACCUUUAUUAGUAACUUUAUUAACAAGUUACUGAUUGAAGGUUUCUGUUGUAUGUUCCAACAAGAACAAUCAAACAGUUGUUUUUGUUUGUUUGUUUAGUUUUUAUGAGUUUGU